Cygnus atratus (black swan) is the source of this 6159-nucleotide messenger RNA. It is a transcript of the gene GPR160, whose product is annotated as G protein-coupled receptor 160. Gene Ontology annotation, cellular component: signaling receptor complex; plasma membrane. The transcript is spliced from 2 exons. The record is from RefSeq and is a predicted model, not a curated record. The coding region runs from base 584 to 1603 and encodes 339 amino acids. Lineage: Eukaryota; Metazoa; Chordata; Aves; Anseriformes; Anatidae.
AGGGGCAGCCGGGCACGUCCCGGGACCGGUAGGCGGCAGGUGGGCUCCUCGGUGGGCAGGGGCCGGGCGGGACCCCCCCCGGGUCCCCCACAGGAUCCCCAGCCCCGGCUUCCCCUCAGAGGCGCCUCCCUCAGCCAGGGCGGCCCCGCGGGGUAGAGCCCCGUGAGGCGGGGAGCAGCGGCGUGUGCUGUGUGUGCCCUGCGAGCAGCUCCCUCGACAGUGCCGGGGACAGCGCCAGGAAGAAGGAGAGAAAUCCUUUCCGUGCUCCGGGGAUGAGUGGAUUUUGAGGGACGCGUUGUUAACACCCCCGCUGCUCAGCCCGGGUCCCCCCGACCCGCUGACGAGGGGAUUGAGGCUGCCGCUGGCUCAGUCCGACACGGCUCUGCGUGCAGGUUUCUCCUCCCUGCGAACACGAAGACCAGAUGCACAGGGCAGAUGGCUGGUGUAAAUCGUUCCGUAACGCGUACUUGGCUUCGGAGGACGAGCUGUACCUGUGCAGAAUAACAGAAUAACGAAGCUGCAAGCCCAGACAUGAAGCACUGUGCCCUGUGAUGUUUGUUUUGCUAGCUCUUACUGUUGGAGGAUGGCUGCUCUAUUCUGUGAAAAUUGUUCUGGUCAGUACCACUACCCGCAGGUCCACCAGCCUUUUGAAAUCAGCUGCAUGUUGCUUCUGAUUAUGCUUGGAAAAGUGUCCCUUGAUUUCUUCAUGUUGCAAGUUAAGCAAAAACAUGUGAAAGUUAGUUUUAUGGGAUACUUCUGUGUUUCUUUGGCACUUCUUGAUUUCAUCCUGCUGAUCAAUAUAGCUGUCAUUUUCUAUUUUGAAGACUUUGCGCUCUGGGGUGUAAGAUUUACAAAGUACCAUAUCUGCCUCUUCACUCAGAUAAUUUCUCUUACUUACGGUAUUUUGCAUUACCCAGUAUGUCUCGUGGCUGGUCUGGAUUAUUACAUGACUAUAGCCCAAACCUCUCAAUCUCCUAGACGAGGCCAAAGACUAUUUUAUGCAUUUGUUGUGAUUUUUAUAUGGAUUUCAGGUUUUUUUUGUAUUCUGAAAGUUCCUGCUAUCUACGAAGAACUAGAAAUUCGGAACUAUUUUUCUCCUUAUCAGUGUCCUCUCUAUGUCAGCGUGCAGAGCUACGCCGUCUCGUUUGCCAUGCUGCUUCUCAUAGGCAUGGCUUUCAUGGUUUCUCGGAAGGAAGUUAUAACCAUGAUACUGUCUGUCAGGGUGGUUUCUUUUGCCAGUCAGCCUGUUCUGAUGUUCUCAUACACGUCUAACAACAACGGCACUUGCUUUAAGUGGCAACUUCUGACCAGACUCCUCGUCUGUUUCCUUGGCACUUGGGCACCUUUUGUGCUUCUUCAGUUUAUCGUUUUGUUUCUUGGUGCUCGGAUUCCAGCCUACAUGGAGAUGAAUGUCCCCUGGCUGUACUUCAUCAACAGCUUUCUCAUUGCAGUAGCAUACUGGUGUCGAUGUCACGAUGUCGAAUUGACAGAGGAGAUGUGGUCUACAGACCCAUUUGUUAGCUGGAAAUUCUGCUUUAUGCCAUUUAACAAUGAAAACACAGAGCCAGCUGAAAAGCCAGGCACAGUAAUUGUGAUCUGUUAACGAGCUGCUGACUGAAAAGACUGCAAGUAACUGCUGUGUGGCAGAAGCGCGUACUUGGAUGCUCUGUGACAGUGUCCUUACAGAUAAUACAAAGAAGCAUCUCCAGAACUACAACCCAUGGAAAAGAAUCCAACAUUCACACGGAUAGUAAUAAAUAUCGCACCAGGAUGUGGCCACUGCAUGCUUCUACACUAGGCUUUAUUGCCAGUCCAAAGAGGUUAAAGUAUGGGUUUUAUAGAAGACCAAUACUUCCAAAAAACACAUUUUCAGUUAAGCCUUAUGUUUUUACUAGAAUGUUACACUUGUUUUAAAUGGAAUGAUCUCAGGUUUUAUAGAAUAAAAUGCAAUAAAGUAUUUUUCUAAGCUGGAGCCCUUUUAUCAGUUAGAUACGAGUAAGCUACUGUCAUGUUCAAACAACUGUGAUUUUGUGAAGUCUAUCUUCUUGUUAAAGUAACUUUUUGUCAGUUUAACUUAAAUUAAGGCUUUUUUGUAUGUUUAAUGAGGAAUAAAUUGUUUUAGUUAAAGCUAUACCUCCUACAGAAAUACAAGCUUUGUUUACAUACAAUAUUGCAAGAUGUGUAACUUUCACAACUACAGGAAAGGUGAUGUUUCAUUAUUUCUUUGCUACUGCUUCUCUGAUGUAUAUAUGCAUAUUAAAAAUUAUUCGUCUACAAACAGAGCAGUAAGAGCUUUAAUGCAGAACAAAUACAAAUGUGCUUAAUAUGAACAGUUCAGCUAGACUCCCUCAACUAAGCAGACGUAUCCUCUUACGACGUUUCUUGAUACACGCAAGUACAUGCCAGGGGUUAAAGAACAGGUUAAAGUAGAAUAGAAUUUAUUUUGCAGCCAAGAUUACUCUGAUAUUAAAGUAGUUAUUCUUGCUGAAGCAGGUCUACUUCAGUAGGGGAAAAAUUAUUCAGACUUCUAGCAAAAGCAUUUCAUUAGUUUUCAAAGUUCUUACAGUUCAAUGAAGAUUAAACUCUUGGUUUAAUUUUGCAGGAGAUAAACAUGAUACACAACCAAAGCAGACAAAUGGAAGUAGCAUUUAUUUCUGAAGCACUGAACUCACAGUACAAUAUUAUAUUGAAAUAGAAACUAUAGAAGUAAAUGACGCUGCAGGUUGGUUAGUUAAUCAUUCACUCAGACCCACAGGGAACAAUGAUAUCACACAAGAAUACUCAUUAAGAAAAAUCUGCAGGUAACAAAAGGUGCAAUUACAAGCAAGUUUAAGCAGCAUAGUAUAAGGUGCUUUGUUUCAGCAUUUGUAUAAUCAAUUUAUCCAUUAACAGACAGAUUAAAGUAAUCUCACUUCUACGGAUUCAUAACAAAUGAGAAUCUAAAAUUCAUUCACAUGCUAGUUGGUAAUAGGAAAGUGCUUUUUAAAAAAAAUGAUUCACAAAGUGAAGAUCAUAUUUUUACAUAUUCACUGUGCUCUUCAACUGUAAAAUUUAAUUUUUGGGUUACCAUUUACAAUACUAUAUAUCAAUUAUAGACAUAUGUUUUAAUUGCAGAAUUUCGUGAUACAUGUGCUAAAAUUUCUUAUAAAAGAAUAUUCCAGUAUAUCACUCCAUGAUAAGAAAUUACAAUCACGUACCAUAUAUUAAUCUUACAUUUCUGCAAUAUAUCGAAGUCUAAUUAUUCUGAUUUAUUACUUCACCCCACAUAGUGCUUCUUUGACCCACAGUGGGUGGUAACAUUUCUUUGAGGUUUCAGUGACAACAUUUCAGAAAUGAAACCAAAAGGACAGCAUUGUUAAAGCAGCAGAAAAUGGUUUCUGGAAAAUCUGUUAAAAAGGCCAUCAAAAUGACAGUAAAGGAUCAACAACUGAAUUUUAAAAGUAGUGUAAUUAGAGGCAGCAAUGUUUAGCAAUAUAGUUUGAAGUGUUUGGCACCACAAAUUGUUUCAUCCUUUAUGCUGGAUACUGUAUUGGAGGAAAUUCUAUUUCCACAUUAAAAGUAGGAAAGCAUGUAUAACGUUAACCUUGAAAAAUGACCUUAAGCAAUCACUCCCUGCACCUAGUUUCCAAUUGCUGUUACUUAGUGCUUGAGAUGCUAUAGGACAAAAUAUGUCUAACCGUAUUUUUGGACACAGCAUUUCCUCAGGUUAUAUAUAAACUGGACACCCACUGAAAUGGGGUUGACAAAAUAUUUACAAAACCUAAUUCCAUUUAAAAACCAGCAAGUAUCUCAGACAGUAAUGCACCAGGCAUUUCAGAAGAUCAUGAAAUAACUAAUCCAUACAGAUUUGGCAGGCAAGGGAAAAUAUCUAAUUUUAAAUUCACUUAACAUCAGAUGAAGCCAAAGUUAUUUUCAAGAACACGCAAUUCAGAUGCUUCUUUUGGUGUGGUUAGUCUCACCCUUCUGAUUCACUGAUGUACCCAGAACUGGAACUGCAAGAAGUUGGGUAAGGUACAGAUGUAUUUAUCGCUGUGGUUCAGAUUCUCAACCUGUAAUUAACGUUUACCCAUCCCCAUCUGUUCCGACACAGCAGAAUUCCCAUAGUUGCUGCACUGCUUCUAAAGACAUUUUAAGUUUUUAAAAUUGUAAUUUUACAGGGAAGCCACAACAUGCAGGCAAAUCAAAUAUUAAUAUACUGAUGUCACAUCCCUGUGUUACAAUCAAACUCUUUCUUUCAUACUUUUUGGGAAAAAGGGUCAAAAAGGAUCAACCUGUAGGCUGUCAUUACAGCCACCACGUAAGUAGUAGCAGCACUACAGGUCUCAACAUAGCAUCCAACUGUGGCAUCUUAGCCUACUGAUGUGUAACUAUUUUAAAAUAUAUUAAUAGUAGCUCAUUUUAAGCCCAUUUUUAUCCUUAACUUUUAAUGGAGGGAGAUAUCUGAUCCAGUUGUGAUCUUCAUUCUAUUAUCCUCCUAACAGACUUUUCCUCUCUUCGUGCAUUUUCUUUUAUCUGGUGCUUCUGGGAAGUCCUAACACUGAGCCUUGAGCACAGCAAUAAAACCAUAAACCAUUAUUUUGUAAAACGGGAUUACAGUUUCACUGCAAGACUGAAAGAGGAGAAACUAUGUUAGGAAGGUAGCAAUAUCUGAAAUAAUCCAAACUACAGACAAUCACUAACCUCUAGGUUACACUGCUUGUGCUGUGCCAGUAACUAAUGACCUUAUACCAUGCAAACAUUUUACAGUCCUUUAAUUCUUAUAGAAUUAUAUAAUAUUAGUGGUAACAGUGGUGAAAGUAUUAACCCUUUAUGAGAAACUUCUGUACUUUUCUUGUAACAAAAUCCCUUAAAAAUCAACAUUGAAUUUAGUGAGCUAUUCUAUAUGUUUUCAACCCUAAGUGAAAGUAUUUGGCACUCAUUAAUAAAACCUUUCUUCUUACACACAUCUUUCCUGAUCAGUACUGGUUUGCUGAGACUACAGCACAAAGAAUUCUAAAAGGGAAGCUGGCUCUGCAGAACAUUUCAUCGUUCUUUCAACCAUCUCCUUUCCAAAUAGAGGACGUAACGUCCCAGCUGCCAAAACACUGAGCAGGUAGUACAGGACAACACAAGUCUUCCCGCAUGUUGACCAGAGCCACAAAGCAGAUGUGUGCCAUAAAUCAAUUCUAUUUGUGCUUCUAGCUUAAUCCCACCGUCAGCAAGGGCACCCUUAUUUGGUACCUACGAUCAAUACUAUAAGCAUCGCAACAGCCCUAUGUAAAAAUAGUGCUUUUACACAUCAUUAAAAAUACUUCUUAAAUGUUAUGUAUUGCAUUCAAAGCAAUAUCAUUCUACGAAUGUACAUUUGUGCUCGAAUUAUAAUUCCUUCUAGAUGGAAACAUCUCUUCAGAUCACAUUUUUCCAGAUCCUUACUUGUAAAACAAUCAUUUUGUAUAAUUUAGCAGGAAGUUAAUACAAGCUGGAAGUUUAAAAUUCUUAACUUGAAAUCUGCUCACAACACUGACUUCCAGAACCGUGUUAGAUCAACAGCAACAAAAGCCAGACCAUAAGCUUGCUACGUAUCUUCUAUUACAAGCCUGUUCACACCUCUGAAUUUUUUUUCCCUUCCUCUCAGCUAUGAGAGACCAGUAAAUAGUAAGUACAACCUCCACGUGAAUAAGCAGGUGUGUAUGAGUUACAACACUGAGGUUGCACAAGCCUAUGUAGCAGCUUAGAACGGGGGCCUUGAAUACCUGUGGAAGUGCUGACCACACCACCCAGGAGACAAGCACGACACAAAAUGCUCCGGCCAACACAGCUGAGACCCAACAGGGCAAAAAGCACCAAAUGUGCUAAAUCCAUACGGAGAAGAAAUGGCACGUGAUAGAGCGCCUCCACAGUUAUGCAGAAGGUAGAAGUAAAUCAGCCCAAUCCAUAUGGAUCAAGGUAACGUGUCCUAUCUGCUUUUGCAUUCGAUCUAUGUCCCAGUCUCUGAUUAUAGCUCUUGGACUAUGUCAGGGACAGCUUUUUGGAAGAGAAACGGGACAAAGCAUCUACACUGCAGGCACUUGUCUAUAUCAUAAUUACCUUUUUUUUUUUUAAUGUCACUAUUUUCAAAGCCAUCCAGUGGAUGUAGCUACAUAGAACCCAUAGAACCUAACUAAAUUCUCAUUACCAAAG